AUGUCCUACCGCGACGACCGCCCCGGCCCUCCGCGCCGCUCCAAGACGGAGCAGUUCCUCGCCGCCCUGGAAAGCGGCCACAUCGCCGACGCAUUCCGGUCCCGCUCCCGCUCCCGCUCCAAGGCCGCCGGACCAGACCCCGCUCCUCGCCGCACCCGCAAGGGCUACCACCCAGACCCGGACUACGACUCGCUGUCGGACGACUACGACUCGGACUACAGCGACGACGGCUACGCUCCUCCGCCGCGGCCACGGGGACGCGCGGCCACGGCCCGCCGCCAGCCGUACAACGACUCCUUCUACGACGACGACUACGACAGACAGUCCCCGCACCCCCGGGCCAGGAGGGGCCGCUCGUCGGACUACCACGGGAGCACCACCGCGCCGCGGAGGCCCGCCGCGGCCGCCGCGCGCAGGCGGCACUCCAGCUCCGGCGGGCCGGACUGGGGCCAGGCCGUCAAGGCCGCCGUGGCGGCGGGCAUGAUCGAGGCGUCGAGGGCCAAGAGCGACCGCGAGAGGGUCGCGCGCGCCGUGACGGCCGCGGCGGGCGCGGCGGCCGUGGACGUGCUCGUCGGGCGGCGCGAGGGCGACGGCAAGAACAAGAGCAAGAGCAAGCGCCACAUCGCCCAGAGCACGCUGGCCGGGCUGGCGCUGGACCGCCUGACCAACGGGUCGCGGAAGAAGUGA
This is a messenger RNA of Thyridium curvatum, 687 nucleotides long. RefSeq lists its product as uncharacterized. Bases 1 to 687 code for a protein of 228 amino acids. Lineage: Eukaryota; Fungi; Ascomycota; Sordariomycetes; Thyridiales; Thyridiaceae. The record is from RefSeq and is a predicted model, not a curated record. The transcript has a single exon.